Effrenium voratum is the source of this 2462-nucleotide messenger RNA. Lineage: Eukaryota; Dinophyceae; Suessiales; Symbiodiniaceae. The record is from the annotation of a GenBank genome assembly.
AGCAGCUCACUAUAUUUUUCUUGCAAAGAUGCUCGUCCCCUGCAGAGCUUAGGCCCGGCCAAAGCGCCGAGAGUUCCCAUGCCGGAGGCUGCCGCCGGGGAUCAAGGACCCCUGCCGGUCCCCACGGAUGCGGAGGCCUUGCAGGAGCUGCGCCGCGCGCUGGAGAAGAACCAGCGCCAGCUGCUGCAGCGCCUCAACUUCCAGGACGAGGUGCUCUCGCUGCUUCUCUGCAAGCCCCGAGACGCAGAGGACAGCGAGACGCCUUUGCGGUCACAGGUGCAACACCCUCCGGAGCCGCAGCAUGAGCGAGAAUCCUCGAAGGCCUCACCGUCUUUCCAGGAUUCCGUGGAUGUGAUCUGUGAACGUGAACAGGCAAUAGCUGUUGACGAGGCGAUGAACAUGACUCAGGAUUCCGACGUUUGGGACACGGAGUCGAGGAUCAUGGAGGUUGCAGUCAGCAUGGAGAAAGUGGGCGAAGCCGAGCCCCGCAUUUUCCGCAGCAUCACGGAGCAGGACGCGCGCCUGAAGAACCUGGCAUCUCAGUGGGAAUUAGAGGAUGCAGAUGAUGAUGAUGAAGAGGCUCUUCGCAGCAACGCCUCACAGUCCGACACGGUGAGAAGGCGCACGACGCGGAACUCGGACUUCCCGAAGGGCUGGCGAGGGAGGCUGAAAGUCCUGGUGCAGUCCGUGCCCUUCGAGGUAUUUUUCGCUAUCGGAAUCAUCGCCAACGCCAUUUUCAUCGGAGCGGAGGUCGAGUAUUUCGUGAACCACCCAGGGCCUAGCCCUGUUGCAAUGGAGGUUGUAGGACAGCUGUUCAAUGUGCUCUUUACCGUGGAACUCUCGCUUCGCCUUGUUGCAGAUGGUCGCACUUUCUUCACGGACGACAAGUCCUGGGUCUGGAACUGGAUGGAUUUCGUCAUCGUGGUCAGCGCGAUCACCGAGACGAGUAUCCAGGUGGUCAUGGCACUCCUGUACGCCGCCUCCCCUCCCUCGGGGGUGGAGAGCUUAUCAAACCUCCGGGUCUUGCGAAUCGUGCGCAUCACCCGGCUAGUGCGGCUCACUCGCAUCGCGCGGAUCACGCGCUUCAUCAAAGCCCUGCGGACGUUGGUGACCUCCAUCGUCUUCACGCUCAAAUCAUUGGUCUGGGCGCUGGUGCUCUUAUUCCUGAUCAUCUACGCGUUUGGCAUUGUCUUUACCCAAGCGGCUGUGAUGUUCCUGAUAGAAGAGGAGCUCCAUGCUGGUGUGCACGCCGACGUGCUCAGUGACCUCGAGUUGUAUUGGUCCAACUUGUACACUUCGAUGCUGACACUGUUUAUGAGCAUCUCCGGGGGUCUCAGCUGGGAGUUGGCCAUUCGCCCCAUGCAGCUGGUCUCCCCCUGGUGCGUAAUGCUGCUGCUCUUUUACAUAGCUUUCUCGUAUUUUGCAGUUCUCAACGUAGUGACAGGCGUUUUCUGUCAAAGUGCUAUAGAAUCUGCACAAAGCGAUCAUGAUAUGAUCAUGCAGAACAUCAUUGCGAAUAAGGAGGCGCAUAUACAAAAGGUGAGAUCUUUGUUCACCAAUCUGGACGCCGACGAUUCUGGCUAUAUCAGCCUAGUCGAGCUCGAGGAGAAUAUGCACAAAAAAGAGGUGCAGACCUAUUUCGAGGCCUUGGAGCUAGAUGUGCACGAUGCGUGGACAUUCUUCAAGCUGCUCGACACCGAUGGCGGCGCAGCCAUCGAGAUUGAGGAGUUUCUUUUCGGAUGCUUACGUUUGCGGGGUCCGGCUCGAGCACUGGACAUGGCGAAGAUGCAGCACGAGCAGGGCUGGAUGGCGAAACAGCUUGGAGCCUUCAUGGGCUACGUUGAGGUUACGCUCAAGAAGCUCGAGACUGGCCUUCUGAAGGCUGUCGAGGUGCAAUUGGAGACGAGCCUCGGCCCCAUCACCGACCUCCAGUCACCACGCCUCCAGUCGCCACGAGGAGACCUGAAAGCGAUCGCGACCAACUCCUCAGCAAACCAGGCAAGGCUGACAUCCAACGCCUCAACAAACCAGGCCGCCGGGUCCGCGGGGUCCGCGCAGAAGGAGCCUCAGGUGGCAACAGCCAAAGAGUCGACGGAGGUGGCAACAGCCAAAGAGUCGACGGAGGUGGCAACAGCCAAAGAGUCGACGGAGGUGGCAACAGCCAAAGAGUCGACGGAGGAGAUGGUCGACGACACUCCCGGACACAUAACUCACGUCAAUGCACUCCUGCCUGGUCUUCAGACCAGGGCUGAGACCCAGGCGCAGGGGCCCGCGUCCACAGUGCUGCAAUGCGAGAGCUGGCCAGAGCAGCUUUAAGCAACCGCCGGGGCAUGUUGAUGCAAGCCUUUCCAAGCCUUUCCAGGCCGAAUUUGAAAUGAGGACAACCUGGAAAGUGCGAGUUGCAAAUGAGCCACUUCUCAAUUGCCACUAAAGCAUGAUGGAUCAUGAGGAUUACCCAGCAA